ACUCAGUUGUAGCUGUCGCACAAAGCUAGCAUAACCUAAACUGCGUAAUACAUGAUGUCGCGGAGCAGCAAGUGAAGUUGCAGUGUAACUGCUACACAAGGAUCUUACUAAAAGCAUAAUUUCAAAGUUGCAAUGUGAUAACUAUUUUUCUAAUCUGUGUGGCAGUGAGAAUUCUUCUUACAAUGGACAACCGUCUGUUAGCUACCAGACGAAGUUUGCAACAUAACGAUUAGAUUCUUUUUCUAGGUAGCUAGCUAAACGACCCGAGGAUAAUCUGUACAUACAGAUGUAAACAUGGCAGAGUCAUCGCCAUUAUCGGGGGUUAAUGUUGUUCUGGUCAUGGCUUAUGGAAGCUUGGUGUUUGUGCUACUGUUUAUCUUCGUCAAAAGGCAAAUCAUGCGUUUUGCAAUGAGAUCCCGCCGAGGACCCCAUGCACCUAUUGGCCACAAUGCUCCUAAGGGUUUGAGAGAGGAAAUCGACUCCAGGCUGGCCAAGGUCCAGGAGAUCCGUUUUGAACCUCGUCUCCUAUCAGAAGAAGAUGACAGGCUGAAGCAGGGAUCACAGAUUAGUUGCUUCAACUACCUGUACAGAAUGAAAGCUCUGGAUGCCAUCCGUGACUCAGGAAUUCCUCUGCAGGAGAUUAGUUGCAGUCCCAGUGCAUUUACUGGGCGCAACAACUCCCACUCUCUGAUCAAGAGUAGCCACAGCACACUCAUUGACCGUUUGCUUGAAGGCUAUGACAGUGCUCGCCAUGGGACUGGGGUGUUUGGGGAAGCUGAGUUUCUUGAAUACCAGCAAGCUCUCAGUGAACUGGCUGAUGUGGUGAAGGCUUAUUCCAGCACCACCAGCCUGGACCAGCAUCACCAGUCUGCAGCCAAAGAUCUGACAGGCUCACCUGUCCGGAGCACUCCCUCUACCAUCCAGGUCACCUACUUGCCCUCCACUGGCCAACGCAGCAAGAGGCCUAAACACUUUCUGGAGCUCAAAAGUUUCAAAGACAACUACAACACACUGGAGAGCACCCUGUAAAUCAGUGCUUUUAUGGACCGAUUGUCAGAAAAUGUUUUUAUGGCAAGUGAGCAUGUGUACAUGAGUUAAACAAUCUAUUGGGAAACAGAUGUUUUUCAAGUUCAGUAUUCCACAUUCACAAAUUAAGUUUGGGAAACGUCUUUAUACACUAUGUUCAGUUAUUAAAGUGUGUAGUGUUGAGUUGUCAUACAUGGUAUUUUCAAGUUAUUUAAAAGAAACUUGUAGAAAAAACUUUAAAAGUCACAAUGUGUCUUCGUCUUCUCAAUAUGUGCACGUUACACCAAAGCCUUUGUUCUUAUUGUGGACCUAGCGUGUGUGUUCAGAGGACAAAUAUGAUUGUAGCCAACUUGGCAGGGAUUUCAUUGUCAUUUUUGUAAUAACAGCGAAGUUAAUGGCAAAUCACCUGUAUUCAUAUUUAUUUUUUCCAAAUGUAAAUAUGAAUGAACCAUUGUGUGUUUUUACAGAUGUAAGAUAUUUAUGUGGACAAUGAUAAUGCAUUUAAUUAAUAGUGUGAUUUGUACUUGUGAGUUUUAUACAUCUGUGGUUUGAGAUAAAAACAUUACAACCUAGUUCUUCAGUCCUCUUAAUAUCUCCACUAGGUGGCAGUACAAAGAUGCAACAACAUCAGAUAAGUUAGGUUUCUAAAAAAUCCACAAGCACAAUAAAUGAGGCAG
Monopterus albus (swamp eel) is the source of this 1703-nucleotide messenger RNA. RefSeq lists its product as uncharacterized. The record is from RefSeq and is a predicted model, not a curated record. Gene Ontology annotation, biological process: phagocytosis. The coding region runs from base 295 to 1029 and encodes 244 amino acids. The transcript has 7 exons. NCBI's taxonomy places the organism in Eukaryota, Metazoa, Chordata, Actinopteri, Synbranchiformes, Synbranchidae.